Molecule: messenger RNA, 945 nt
Organism: Rotaria socialis
Lineage: Eukaryota; Metazoa; Rotifera; Eurotatoria; Philodinida; Philodinidae
Source: the annotation of a GenBank genome assembly
AUGUUUGACUGGCGGCCAUUUUUGUUUGGCGGCCUUGCUUCAAGUGUUGCCGAAUUGGCAACAUUUCCAAUCGAUCUGACAAAAACCCGGCUACAAAUUCAAGGACAAAUUUUCGAUAAUCAAACUCAACAAUUGCAAUAUGCUCAAAAAAAGUAUACAAAUAUGUUUCAGGCAAUAUAUCGAAUUGGUCAUGAAGAGGGUGUGCGGACACUAUAUUCUGGAGUUUCCGCGGCAUUGUUACGUCAAGCAACAUAUGGAACAAUAAAGAUCGGUAUAUAUCAAAAAAUGAAGCGCCUUUUUGCUGACGAUAUUCGACAAGAAAAACUUUAUAUCAAUGUUCUCAAUGGCAUGUUUUCAGGUGCAUUAGCUAAUGCUAUAGCAAAUCCUACAGAUCUAUUGAAAAUUCGUAUGCAAGCGAAUCAUCCAAGUGUUCAAGGAAAAGGACUUUUUACUGCAAUGGCUUCCAUAGCAAAAAAAGAAGGUGUCCGAGGGCUUUGGAGUAGUGUUCUUCCCACUGUUCAACGAGCAGCUAUUGUUAGUGGUGUUGAAUUGGCUGUAUAUGAUUGUGCAAAGCAGCAAUUAAUAUGCCAGUUAAAUAGUUCAGAUACAAUCGGUACUCAUUUUCUUGCAUCAUUUAUUGCUGGUUUCGCUGGUGCUUUUACCAGUACACCGAUUGAUGUUGUACGAACUCGUUUAAUGAAUCAAGAAAAUUUAAGUUCUCGUGUUAAUUCAACAGCAGCAUCAAUGCCUUAUAAAGGUAUUAUGGAUUGUUUUAUUAAAACCACACGAAAUGAAGGAUUUUCUGCGUUAUACAAAGGUUUCUUUCCUUCGUGGCUUCGAUUGGGUCCUUGGAAUAUUGUGUUCUUCAUAGUAUUUGAACAAUUUAAAAACUUAGACAGAACGUUGGAAAGCAGACGUGCUAUACCCAUUGACCAGCAUUUAUAA